AGUUAUGGCGGACAAGUUUGGACGUAAUGUUUUGGAUGGUAACAGAUUCGAGAUGUGAAUUUAGAUUGACGGGAUAUGUUUAAAAUGUUGUCGAUACCCUGGGGAUGUUUCAAAAUACAUGAGAAAUGGUGAAAAAGAAGGCAAAAUCCUCGAAGUCAGCCAAAAGACGGGGAUCAUGGCAAAUGGAGGAUGUUCAAGUGCACACAGGCCUUCCCCCUCAGGUAGAUGGCCAGUUACGUUGUUUCUGUCGACUGACCAUUGAUCAAAUACACUGGCAUUCCCCUCAUCCCCCAGAUGUGUCUCAUAUCCGCGUAAAAUGGUGGGGUGAGGAUGGAGAUGGAGCUUUAUUCAGGCCACUGAAUGUUAAAAAGGGGGAUAAAGGUCCAGCCAAGACAACAGCAAGAUACCCAGUGAGGUCAGGUCCACGACAAUUUGCAUCCUACUUGAUUGAUAUGGGCAGUCUGGCAGUAGAGAUUCUCAGUGGACCCAACAUGAUCCCCGUGGGACAUGCAGAAAUCACACAGAUAGGACUUCUUUCUAACACCAGGCCUAUUGAUGGGUUGUACCCAGUGCUUUCUCCCAGAGAAGAACAGCUUGCUGAUAUCCAUGUUUCACUGAUUUUGGAGUCCUUAAUGGCCUCAUAUGACAGCACUGGGUCCAUUCCAACGACAGACAUCAGUAUGGAAACCCAAGCCACACAGGAGUCUAUGUAUCCCCAGAGAGUUCAACCAAUUCCUCAUGCCCAGGCCCCUCAGAAGCCUAUGGAGGAUCCUUUCAUCUCACCAGCAUCCCAUCAAAAUGGCCAACAGAAUGGAUAUGCUGACCGAGCCGAGGAUCUACGUAAACAGUUAAACUACAGUCUACAAGAAACAGAGGAGAGGCAACUGUCUGGCAUACAGUCAGGCAGCACAGUGGCCAUCACUACUAAUGGGGAUGUGGUCACAACUAACCUCGGCCAGGACCUACCAUCCACACAGAAUAUUCCUGCUGGCAGACAUUCCCAGUCCGACCUCCUGUCUGUACUGCUGGAUCGUGGGAACAAGUUGCGGGACCAAAUGAUUAUCUCUGCUGUGGAUGAGAGUGGGCCCCAGACCAGUGUGAAACAGGCAUACUUACCUCAUGGAGAUGAAGAGCUACGCACCAGCAACUCUGACAUGCCAGAAAGACGCAGCUCAGUGGGCAGUUUACUAAAAGAAAUUCUUAAGGCAGAAAGAGGAGCAGCUGAUCUCUCCCAGACUGAUUAUGAUCCUGUUGACAUUGUGUUUGGAAACCAGCUGAUGGACAACAUGCAGAUUCUUCAAAUGAUGGGAGGAAGUCCUAGAUCAAGUGUAUCACAGGACCUAGACCUGAUGAGUGACCCAGGAGAUCCUGUUCACAGUGAGUCCAUCCUUCAGGAACUGUUCUACAAAAAUCUGGAGAGUGAUGUGAGUGGAGUCAGUGAACUCAGUGGAGAUGAGAACCCAUUCCCAUUCAAGCAACAAAAUGGUGAACUUCAUACUUCAAUGGAGGAUCCAGCUAAUGCUAGGCCACCUUCCAGACGAUCAUCAGUUACUAGCCUUACUUUGGAGUUCCCCGAGCCUCUCCCAUUUGAGGAGGUAGAUGUUAAAAAGAAGAAAAAGAAGAAGCAGGAAGAAGCAUCAUUAAAAGUGCCAAAGCGGAGGUCUCGUGUGAAAACAAAAGUGAAGGGAGGAAAAAAGCGAAGGCGGUCACGCAGUAGUGCUCGUAGCAGUGCUAGUGAAGCUAGUGACAGCGAUUUGAUGACUGCACGCUCAGAGGUGUCGCAGGUUUCCUUUGAUAUGCCUGCCUCAGAUCUUGAUGAACCAGAGGAAGAAAAACCUGUGAAACGACAGCGAAGUGAUGGCCUCAGUGUUGAGAGAUUAACACUGUUGGGGAGGGUCCAUGUUGCCAGAGUUAUAGUGGAUGCUUUGCACCUCGCGGGGUCCCAGGACCUCAAUUCCUCCAAGAGAAAGGGUAAAGCUGGAGGGAAGCCACCCAAACCGUCCCCUAAAGCAAAGAAGUCUGUAACAUACUUCAUUGAGUACCAGUUUCCUGUUGUGGCCACUUCCAGGGAUAAGUACUCACCUAAUGCCAUGGCAACUGAAGUGAUGCGGGUGGCUUCCAAAAAUGUUAAGGAUGGAGUGGUCAACUUCAACCAUCGAUCUGUGUUUCCCAUCAUGUUUGAUGGUAGUGCUGUGGAGAAAUGGUGGAAGUCUGCCCUCAUAUUUAAGCUAUACUCUCGUACUGCAGGACAGAAAGUGCCAACAUUAGUGGGCAGCUGUGGGGUCCCCCUGAAAAGCAUUCUCCGGUCAGACAAUCUACAAGUGGGCAGAGAUCUAGAGAUCAGGGAGAGUGGACGUAACUCCUCCAUCAAUUCUUCCCUUCGGGGGAGUCUUGAUACCUUCUACGGCUCGCUCAAGGUAUCAAUAGAGUUGGCGUCUGACAGUAAGGAUUUCUCAUCUGCCCUAGCCAGAGCCAAACUAGCAGAGAUGAGUGGAAAGGCCAAGUUUGUGCCAAUUCCUCAGACAGUGCCACCUCCCCCUCCCCCGCCUGUACAGUUAGAUAAACCGCCACUCCCCCCAGAUUUUUUACCUAGUGCUCAAAAUACUCAGCCUUCAUCAAUGGUGCUACCAAACCCUACCUCACAUACAAAUACAGACACACAGACUGCCAGUUUGGGUCAUCAGUUACCUACCCCUGGUUUUUCUCAGCCUCCUAGCUUUGAGACCUACCACAUGCCCUCACAGUCCAAUGCAGAGGCAAUCACUCUGCACACAUUGCUGCUGAUACCAGAGGGUCACAACAUCUCUAUACAGGGUAUCCCAUCCCUGUCCUCCAUCAAACGACACCCCGUCCUUCCACCUCAACCUCACUCCCUAGUUACUGCAGGAAUGGCGGCUCGGGAUAUGAACACCAGAAAUACAUACCUUGUGUGUCGGAUGUUCUGGUGCAAUGAUGCAGUUCACUCCAAUGUCUGUUGGGGAACAUUUGAGCCCCAAUUCAACUUUGCACAGAUCGCCCCAGUGCUGCUCUCUGGGUCCUUGUUGGAGAGAAUGAGAAACAACUUCAUGGUGGUGGAGGUCUGGGACAAGAAAACUACUGCUGAAAAUGACAAGUUAAUUGGAAUCGUCAAGUUGAGUCUACAUCAGUUCUAUAUGUCAUUCAGGGACAGCAAGAUAUCCAACGCCUUACUGAAAUCACAGUAUCCUGUGAUAUCAGUAGACAAUUAUCUGCCUAUUGUGGACCCUCUGAGUGGGGCACAGUUUGGUCAGAUUAAAGUCCUAUUGGCCAUGGGCUCUGGGGAACAGGUGACAGCACUACAGCGGCUCAAACUGGACGGACCAAUGGCACAGCCACCAGAGCGGCCACAACACUUUUUAGAAAGAGUGGAUAUGGUUAGACCAGGCAGCCAGGCUCCAAUGUACAGCCAGGCCAGGGCAGAUAACUCUGUGGAACACAUAUUUGAGGUGGUAAUAGAAGGUAUCCGAGGCCUGGCGUUGUUUGACAACAUGAUCUGGGGCGAGGCCGAUUGUUUUAUACAAUACCAUUUCCCAGUACAGCAACACUCUGACCAUCCUGGUUCAUCCCCCACCAAAAAUGGUCUACCCAGUAUGAAAUCAUUCCGGACAGCUACAACUCUUUGCAUUCCCGAUCCUACCUUUAAUGAUAUUACACGUCACAGAAUAGUGCUCGCUCAGGCAACUCCUGUACAGAGGGAAUUACUCACAGCCUGUGCGGGAGCAGGAGGAGGCAGUGGAGGUUUGCCGUUUGAGGUUUGGUGCCGCUACUACCACCCAAACAUCAGGGACCAGUGUAUAGCCAAGGCUAGUUUACCACUGGCAAAGCUGUGUGCCAUGGUCACUAUGCAGAAGAGAGGCGAGCCAUCAGUACAGUCAUUUGGUCUGCCCCUAAAACAGGUGGCAGUAGAUACAGAAUUGUCGCAGACAGGUGCACAAUCUCAGUUGACAGAAUCUGGCCUUAUGGAUGUUACGAUACACUACAGAACACAGACUCUACAGAGUGAGCAGAACCAAGCAGCCAAUAAGAAUCUGUCAGGCGCCCAGAUUUGUAUAUCGGUUGGUGUUAUCAGGGCUUCAGGACUCAAGGCUGCUGCCGAGGCAAUUGCCCGGAUUGACUCUGGGAUGCAGUACCCUGCAGAAGUAGGGGUCAACACUUACGUAAAGAUUAGAUUGUCAUUUCUGUCAAAGGAGGAUGAGAGGAUCACGAGGACCGUUGCCAGGACAUUUGCACCCGAGUUUUCCCACCACAUGGACUUCCCUUGUCCUUUGUUGUGGACAGAAGCGGACAAUGAUGCCCUGGCUCUGGCCGAGAUCCUAGAGACUGCUGAGGUCACACUGGAGCUGUGGCACCAGGUCCCAGGACUGUCUUCAGACCUGGACAGGCAGAUUGCUCAACAGACCACAACAGAGGUUCAAGGUCGGCGACUAGUGGAGAAAACACAGGACGUCCUUUUGGGAACUACCUCGCUGUCACUCGCUGCCCUCCUCACCAAUCGUACAGGUAUCAGUGGGUGGUUUGCUGUGAACCUCCCACAGAUCGGCUGGCAACAAAAUGCCAGUCAGAUGGAGGAUGAGGAGGAUAGGGCUGUACCUUGUAACCAGGGCCUGGAAAGAGUGGUCGGUGGAGUCGAGCUGUCAAUCAAGUUUGCCCACCACAAUGACCGUGACCGUGUGAUCCAUGCUGCUAGAGGUGUAGGCUGGUCACCAAUUGACUUGGAUGUAGAGGAUGAGGAGGACUGGCAAAGUGAUGAUGAGGGAUGCGGUCAGUACCAUCAGAUCACGGUUUGUAUGGAUCAAGUCAGCUUCCCUCUACAGAACGCCUUGAUAGCUGGACAAACCAAUCUUGACAAAACUGCUCGAUGCUACAUCCGUUACAAAAUCUACGAUAAAAGUGCAGUGGUAUCUAAGAGUGUCAAGUGUCGAAUAUUGGAUACAGGCUACAUCCUAUCUCACUGUGACCACAAACAUGAAUUCCACAUACCAAUCAGCUCUCCAUUCAAGUGGUAUCUGCGGGAGGAGAAGUUGGAGGUACAGGUGUGGGUGAGCUAUGGUAAGAAGGAUAGUAAUCAGAAGUCACAUCACAGGGAUAAGUUGAUCGGCACUACCUAUAUAGGACUAGACGCUCUCAACGACGAGCGCCGCAGACAGCACCGGAUCAGCGGAAUGUUCCCGCUGUACAAACCUGGUGCUGCUAGUCUAGGGGGAGCCUUCCUGAGGGCACAUGUAACCGCCAGACCACAAUUUGGAAGUGUCACUAAGCAGUCUGAUGAUGAGGCAGAUGAGAAAUUGCCAGAGAGUGAUGUAGAUGAGGAGUAUGACCCCAAUGACAGUUUUCAUCAGCUCAUGGUGAAGAAGAAAUCCAAGUCGAGUACAGAUGUAGCACACCUGGAGCGUGUCGAGGAGGAUUCUGUUGUUCCACACUUCCCUGUAAUUGUCUCUGUUGAACGUGCCAUGCAUUUACCACUGAUCAACGACAAAAAUAGAUCUGAGGAUUACCUCCCUAAUACCUAUGUGUCCUACCAGACAUCUGAGAGUGCUAGUCCUGCAUAUACACAGGUGUUCUAUAACUCGGACAACCCUGUCUGGGACGACCAAAAGGAGACACAACUCAGCACCGAGCUUCUCUACCAGGAAAAUAAGAAUCUGGUGUUCAAAGUUUGGCAUAAACCCCAGAGUGCUUCCAAGGAUCCCGACAAGUCGUCUGACCGAGUGCUAGGGUUUGUGUCUGUGGACCUGACCCCGUUAACCUCUGGACUUCUACAGAUCUGUGGCUGGUACAAUGUCAUGGACUUCCACGGACAGUGUCGUGGUCAAAUCAAGGUGAAUAUUGUCCCACAGGAUGAUGUGACACGGUAUAUACAGGGCAUGCCUAGCCAGCCUGUGUCAAUGUCCUUCUACAACCAGCCUUCCAGCCUCCCCUUCACUGUCAACUCCUCUAUCCACAACGCCAUUCCCCCCGAACAACCAAUGUCUCUCCCCACAGAUCUGCGCCCAUUCUCCUCCAAUCUGCCCAACUUUGACCAGGUACGAGAACACCAGGAACAGUUACAGCACCAGCUGAGUGAGAAUAUCCGUCAGUUUCUACGUAACCAUGAGACAUCCUCACAGGACUCGCCAGAGGAAUCUCCACGUCCUGAGGUAUCGCCUCACUGGCAGCCUCCAAGUCUGAAUGAUAUCAGAGUGGAUGACAGUGCAGCUUGUUCUCGCUCCAUCAUGUUCUCGUCCCUCAGGAAACAAAUGCAAGAUUUGGAUGAUGUUACAUCUAAGUUAAAACAGAAGCUAGCCUCGCCAUCCUCUAUUAAAAGUUCCUCUUUACCUCAGAAUCGGUCAGAAUUACGCAGUACUGAGCACAAUGUUCCCAUCCAGUCCAUCAUCUCUCCUCUGUCUACUCUGCAGCUGACUUCAACACUAAAAGCAAAUGAGAGCGAGUUACUGUUGACCGGGUCCAAUGAGGCUGAGUCUUCAAGGACUGCUGUGGACUCGGGUGCUUUCUCUGUGACACAAUCUAGUGAGAAAUACCAGGAUGCUUUGGAUUCACAGCGGAGUAGUGAGAGAAUGGACACUCUGAGGAUGGGAAUUACCCCUCGUGACUUUGAUAAUACUGGGCAAGAUGGUUCGACCACACAGGAGGCACAGAAAAGCACGGGCUCUACGCCAAGAGACGCACACAAUUUUAGUGACACUGGUAUACACAUGGGCUACACUCCAAGAGAUGACACAUCAGUGUCAACUGGGGGAUUUAACAUCGUGAACACUCCCCGAGACCAGGUCAGGGUAGACACAGUGACAUCUGGUGGCCCGACCUUGUCACACGACAGUAAUAAUAAUGCUAGAGACAGGAAUGCGAGUGGAAGCAGUAGUGCUUCACUGGGGUUUUCAUAUCCGGGAGAAAUGAGCAACAGUGCUGGCAGUAGUUAUAGGAAUGGUGUAGGGGUUCCAGCCAGGAUCACAAGUACUGUAACUCAGGAUAGCGAUAUGAAGGAAAUGAGUGUGAUUCAGGAAUUCACAGAAAAUGAGGAUGACACUGGCAGUAUUAAUGGAGAAGAGGACGAACAAUACUAUCAGGAAUAUCGGGACAUUUUAGAUGAACAGGAGAAUGAGGAUGAAUCAGGUAAUGAAGAAGAAAAUGUUGUUGUACCUAGGACAUUAAAUGAUGUGUCAGGAAAGUUUGGGGGCAUCCCAGGUCAUUCUGUGUACAUGGACAGCAAUGGACACGGGUCACCUCGUGAGUUUGUGAGAAAUGGACAGACAAUGCCAUUUGAUAUUAGAGCUAGCGAUUCGCGGGAACUGAGUCGGACUAAGUUUGAUCAGCAGGAGGCUGAUGAUAUAUUAGAUCUAUCAGACAGUGAAUAUGUGCCUGACCAACAACUGGCUCCUCAUUUACAACUAACAGAACGACCAUCUUUUAUAGAGAAAGACAGCUGGUUUUCUGAUGAGGAAAGGGAUCGGACAGACCAGCAUGGGUCCAGAUCUAAUGUUGUUGAAGGUACACAUGGUGGUAUGGAGCACCAAGGUCUGCUACAAGACGUGGAACUGGAAUCUGUGAACUCAGGUAGUCACUUUACGCAAAAUUCAGGAUCUAAACAAUCUUCUAAACAGUCUUCACGUGUAUCCUCAGCUGGAAGUGAUAGGCUGUCUGCCAAGAACUCCUCUGGACAUUCUCAAGGAUCGGGAUCCCAUUAUUACGAGGAUCAAGUUCCUUUUCCUGCUUCUGUGCCAAAAUCACCAAAAGAAGCAUUCUCAGAGGUAGUGACAGAGUUAGAGGAUUUCUUUUCCGAUCCAAUACAACCAAAUUCUAGAAUGGAAGGACAAAGGUCAAUGUCACCUUCUCAUGGAUCAAGUUCGCACUCGCGCUCCCCUAAAAUGCUAAGUGAUAGAAUAAACUUUGAAAGCUCUGAGAGCUAUGGUGAGUCAGAGAAUGCUGCUACAAAUUCAAAUGGUUAUAGCAGUCUUCAAAAUGGCGACAUACAUGAUUUACCAAAUGGAUUUCAGGAGCCUUCCUCCAUGCCAAAUUUUUUCCUUCCUUCCCAACAUUUGGCAGAAUCUAUGCAGGCCUUACAGCAAGCAACCUCAGGGUUUCCUUCCUCUAGUCACCAGUUCCCUGACCCUGAGAGACAGGCUGCUAAGGUACAAGCAGCUUCAAACCUCAUGGAAAAGCUGACCACAAAUAACCAUAAAGUGAAGUUCUCAUCUGUCCACACUAAAGGGAGACAACCUCCCACUGCAGCCGAGACGAAAAGGAUUGCUAAAAUAUUCUCAGAGAAAUUUUCAUCAAAAGAGUGAUCAAUCUGGGACUAUGUACAGUUGGUAGUCCAAUUUGUUGGUGUAUAAAGUUGUAUGAAUUUAGAAAAUGGUUUAAAAUCUCUUGCGGUGACACGAGUUUCUGAUUUUACAUGACAACGAAUUGAAUGCUGUGACACAUGUAUUAUUUAACACUAUGACAAGCUUGUCUGUGAUAUGCCCUCAAUGCAUACUCCCCAGUUACGAAUUCAUCAAUGAACACACAUCUGUAUUCAUCAUGUCAUUCAUUUCCUCAUCAAACUUCAUUCUCAUUGUAUGUUUCUCACAAGUCCUGUUAGCUGGCUACAUGUUUGUGUCAUCAAAACAAAAUCUAGGAAUUUGUUUGGUGUAAUAAUCCAAAGCUAAAAGUAGUUGUCACAACUGACAGCACAGUACUGAUAUACUCAAUAAUCAUAGCAAAGUUUUACGUUUAUUGUAAUUUUGUUGUUCCUUUACUGGUUUGAAACAGUAUUGUUAAAUUAACUAGGUUUGAGUGAUUCCUAGCAGACUAGUACAUUAUAUUAAUUAGCUUCCCAUUAUUCUGAAAUUUAUGGAGAAAACAAAUCUGAUCUGUCAGUUGUCAUCAUGAGAAACCACACCAAUCAGAAUAGCAACAGUUUAUUGUUCUUUGUCUGAUGCCUUAUGGCUAGCACAGAGUCUUUUUUUUUACCUUAAGAAAGAAAGGCAAUGUACAAAAUUAAUAUUUACUUGUGGUGUUACGAUCUUCUUCUGUUGAUAAUAUCAUUCUCUGUUUCUAAUGAUAUUUAUAUUUUUUCUCUGCUUUUAUUGGUAUUUAGAUCUUUCUCUGUUUCUUGUUAAUUUAUUUUUAAUAUUUUUCUCGGUAGCUAGUGAUAUUAAGAUCUUUCUCUGUUGCUAGUGAUAUUAAGAUCUUUCUCUGUUGCUAGUGACGUUUAGAUCUUUCUCUGUUGCUAGUGAUAUUAAGAUCUUUCUCUUGCUAGUGAUAUUAAGAUCUUUCUGUUUCUAGUGAUGUUAAGAUAUUUCUCUGUUGCUAGUGAUGUUAAGAUCUUUCUGUUGCUAGUGAUAUUAAGAUCUUUCUCUGUUGCUAGUGAUAUUAAGAUCUUUCUGUUUCUAGUGAUGUUAAGAUCUUUCUCUGUUGCUAGUGAUGUCAAGAUCUUUCUCUGUUGCUAGUGAUGUUAAGAUCUUUCUCUGUUGCUAGUGACGUUUAGAUCUUUCUCUGUUGCUAGUGAUAUUAAGAUCUUUCUCUUGCUAGUGAUAUUAAGAUCUUUCUGUUUCUAGUGAUGUUAAGAUAUUUCUCUGUUGCUAGUGAUGUUAAGAUCUUUCUGUUGCUAGUGAUAUUAAGAUCUUUCUCUGUUGCUAGUGAUAUUAAGAUCUUUCUGUUUCUAGUGAUGUUAAGAUCUUUCUCUGUUGCUAGUGAUGUCAAGAUCUUUCUCUGUUGCUAGUGAUGUUAUGAUCUUUCUCGGUUGCUAGUGAUGUCAAGAUAUUUCUCUGUUUCUAGUGACGUUAAGAUCUUUCUCUGUUUCUAGUGACGUUAAGAUAUUUUUCUGUUUCUAGUGAUGUCAAGAUAUUUUUCUGUUGCUAGUGAUGU
Pecten maximus is the source of this 9864-nucleotide messenger RNA. Its product is annotated as C2 domain-containing protein 3-like. NCBI's taxonomy places the organism in Eukaryota, Metazoa, Mollusca, Bivalvia, Pectinida, Pectinidae. The transcript has 43 exons. Bases 126 to 8300 code for a protein of 2724 amino acids. The record is from RefSeq and is a predicted model, not a curated record. Gene Ontology annotation, cellular component: centriole; centriolar satellite. Gene Ontology annotation, biological process: centriole elongation; cilium assembly.